Humulus lupulus (European hop) is the source of this 501-nucleotide messenger RNA. RefSeq names its product receptor-like protein 35. Lineage: Eukaryota; Viridiplantae; Streptophyta; Magnoliopsida; Rosales; Cannabaceae. The transcript has a single exon. Gene Ontology annotation, molecular function: protein binding. The coding region runs from base 1 to 501 and encodes 166 amino acids. The record is from RefSeq and is a predicted model, not a curated record.
AUGGAGUUGACUUAUCUUGUGAGACUAAAUCAGCUGAACUUGUCAAGAAAUAGUUUGGGUGGAGUCAUACCUCAGAACAUUGGGAAUUUAAGUCGACUAGAAUCACUAGAUUUGUCUCAUAACAAUUUUAGUGGAAAAAUUCAUACGGGCUUGGCAGAAUUAUCUUUCUUGGCAUACUUGAAUCUAUCAUUUAAUCAUUUGUCAGGAAAGAUCCCCACAGGUACUCAAUUGCAAAGUUUCAAUGCUUCUUCAUAUGUUGAAAAUUUUGGAUUAUGUGGACUUCCUCUUUUGACUGGAUGCCCUGGAGAUCAUUCAACUUCUAGAAAUCAUGACAAUAAAUUCUACAAUGAACUUGAUCAAGAAUGGUUUGAUAUGUCAUGGUUUUUCAUUGGUCUUGAAUUUGGAUUUGCUCUUGGUUUUAUUGGAAUUUGUGGAGCUUCGUUACUAAAUUUUUAUCGGAGACUUGCUUAUUUUCGAUGCUUGAAUAAAUUUGAAGAUUAG